Messenger RNA from Armigeres subalbatus, 3851 nucleotides. RefSeq lists its product as uncharacterized. Lineage: Eukaryota; Metazoa; Arthropoda; Insecta; Diptera; Culicidae. Gene Ontology annotation, molecular function: iron ion binding; FAD binding; 2 iron, 2 sulfur cluster binding. The transcript has 7 exons. Bases 1 to 3795 code for a protein of 1264 amino acids. The record is from RefSeq and is a predicted model, not a curated record.
AUGGACAUAGUAUUUAGCAUCAAUGGGAAAAUAUACCAUAUUGAUCCAAAGCUCAUCCCCAUCGAAACGUCUUUGAAUACUUUCAUUCGUGACCACGCUCAGUUGAAGGGAACUAAAUUCAUGUGCCUAGAAGGAGGAUGUGGAUCAUGUAUCGUGAAUAUAACCAGAAAACAUCCAGCAACCGAGAAAAUAACCACAAAUGCUGUUAAUUCGUGUCUGUUUCCCGUUUACUCUUGCCAUGGAUGUGAUGUACUCACGGUGGAAGGAAUUGGAAGCAAGAAAAAUGGUUAUCAUCCCAUUCAGAAGCGCCUUGCCCAUUUCAAUGGCUCGCAGUGUGGAUUUUGUUCCAGUGGAAUGGUUAUGAGUAUGUUCAGCUUGCUGGAAUCGAGCGAAGGAUCGGUUAGUAUGCAGGAAGUGGAGAAUGCUCUCGACGGAAAUAUCUGUCGUUGUACCGGUUAUCGACCGAUAUUGGAUGCGUUCAAAAGCUUUGCCGUGGAUACGAAUGAGGGUAUUAGAAAACUAUGCCAGGACAUUGAAGAUUUUGGAACAGGGUAUAGCUGCUCGCGAAAAGCUUCUAUCACGUGUAGUAAACUAGUAGGAAAUGUACGGAAUAUGCAGCGAAUUAUUGAUGGACAAGGAAAAGAAUGGUACAAACCGUACAACAUUUCAGAAAUUCUUGAGAUAUUUCGUACGAUAGGAAAUAAGCCGUACAUGCUAGUAGCGGGGAACACUGCUCAUGGAGUCUACAGACGAAAGGAUGAUUUGGAAGUUUUUAUCGACGUUAAUGACGUCGCUGAGCUACAUCAUAGUGAGAUUGCAGAGAAUAUUAUUAUUGGUGCAAGUAAUACUUUGAAUCAAUUUAUAUUGAUCAUGCAACAAGCAGUUCAGAAAAGCAAUAAUUUCCAAUACUUACGGGUAGUGAUCGAACAUGUACAAAAGAUUGCGAACCGCCCCGUGAGAAACAUGGGAUCGAUAGCUGGAAACCUAAUGAUAAAGCAUGACCAUUGGGAGUUUCCUUCGGAUAUGUUUCUCCUCCUCGAAGCAGUGGAAGCUUCUUUGGUAAUAUUAACUGACACUUCUUCAAAAGUUUUGACACUCAGUCAAUUUCUACACCUGGAUAUGAAGAAAAAACUAUUGGCUAGCAUAAUCAUUCCACAGCAUGACCCAGUGAGAAAUAUCUUCAGAUCAUUCAAAAUAAUGCCUGUUUCGCAAAACGCCAGAGCAUAUGUCAAUGCGGCACUUUUGUUUAAGAUACAAGAGUCUAAUUUUAUCCCAAAGUCUGUAACUAUUUGCUUUGGAGGUAUAAAUCCGUCAUUUAUUCAUGCUACACAAACGGAAGCUUAUCUUGUUGGAAAACCUUUGUUCCAAAAUGAAACCAUUCGAAAAGCAAUGAAAAUACUUUCCGCGGAGAUCGAACCAGACUUUGUUUCCCCGGAUGCUUCACCCGAAUAUCGAAGAAACCUAGCUCUGUCGCUAUUCUAUAAAUGUGUUCUAGAUAUGGCUAUCGAACAGCAGGUUAAACUCGACCCGAAAGUCAGAAGCGGCGCAACAAUCUUAAAGCGGUCUCUAUCAUCGGGAAAGCAAAGCUACGAUACCUAUCCAAGCAAAUGGCCCCUCACCCAAAAUGUUCCCAAGUUGGAAGGAAUGGUACAGUGCGCUGGUGAAGCGGAAUAUAUCAACGACAUAUCACAAAUGCCGAACGAAUUAUUCGCUGCGUUUGUACUAGCCACUGAAAUUAAUAGCCGCAUUCUACAAAUAGAUGCUUCGAAAGCUUUGGAACUAGAAGGAGUUGCAGGUUUCUUUUCCGUAAAGGAUAUCCCAGGAAUCAAUAAUUUCAUGACUCUAGAAAUAGGAGCUCCACGAGUUGAAGAAGUUUUCUGUAGUGGAGAGGUGCUAUAUCACAGUCAACCCAUUGGCAUUAUAGUAGCUGAAACAUUCGAGUUAGCUACACGAGCGGCUUCUCUUGUUAAGACAACUUAUGAGAAGCUGCCACCAAAGCCUAUUUAUCCAACAGUAAGAGAUGUUUUAAAUGCUCAGGCAUAUGACCGAAUAUCGAAUGAAGGAUAUGAUCGACACGGAGCACAGUUCAAUAAGGCUACCGAGGGACCCAUUAAAAUCCAAGGACGUCUGAAUCUACAAGGACAAUAUCACUAUACUCUUGAAACACAGACAUGUUUCUGUGUUCCCAUUGAAGACGGUAUGGACGUGUACUCGUCAACGCAGUAUCCAGAUUUAGUGCUAUGCGCCUUAUCUCAAGUACUUAAUGUUCAGCAGAACAGCAUAAACUUGACCGUGCGCCGAUUGGGCGGAGCUUACGGUGCAAAGUCCACGCGACCUGCUCAUAUUGCGUGUGCCUGUGCCGUAGCUGCUAAACUCACACAGCGUCCUGUUCGAAUGGUUCUUUCAAUUGAAACAAGUAUGUCUGCCAUUGGAAAGCGUAUUGGAUGUCUUAGUGAGUACGAAGUUGAUGUGGACGAUACGGGGAUUAUCAAUAGAUUGCAUAACACAUUUACUCAUGACGGAGGCUCGACUAUCAACGAAAACUUAGCGUACUUGACAAGUGACAUGUUCAAAAAUUGCUAUCGUACGGAUAAAUGGAACCUAGUGGGGAAUGUUGCACGAACGGAUGUCCCUUCCAAUACAUGGUGUCGAUGUCCAGGUACUUCGGAAGGAAUAGCCAUGAUAGAAAACAUCAUGGAACACAUUGCUCACGUAGUUGGGAAGGAUCCCUUGGAGGUACGCAUGCUAAACAUGCCGAAUGGAAACUUGAUGCGUCAACUAUUACAGAAGUUUCGAAAAGAAGUAAAGUUUGAUUCUCGAAAGAGGGCAAUUGAUAAGUUCAAUAAUAUGAAUCGAUGGCGAAAAAGAGGAAUCGCCAUUAUUCCAAUGGAAUAUCCUAUGGAAUAUUCGGGAGCUUUGAAUACUCUGGUUUCGAUCUACCAUAUGGACGGAUCUGUGGCAAUUACGCACGGUGCUGUUGAAAUGGGCCAGGGAGUCAAUACGAAGGUGGCUCAAGUUGUUGCUGCCGUUUUUGGAAUUCCGCUGAGUAAAAUAUCAGUUAAACCAACAACUACUCUAACCUCUCCAAAUAAUAAUCCAUCUGUCCAUAGCAGAGCGAGUGAAACAGCUGCAUUCGCAGUGAAACGGUGCUGCGAGAUUCUUCUGGGACGACUUCAGCCAAUUUGGACAGCCAACCGUUCGGCAUCUUGGGAGGAAAUCAUUAACAGAGCAUUCAUGGCGAACGUCGACCUUACUGCCGAGUAUCACUAUCAAUCGACGGAUCUUCAAGGAUAUAUUAUCUGGGGAUGCACUUGCGCCGAAGUGGAAGUUGACGUACUUACCGGAAAUGUGCAAAUUUCAAGAGUUGACCUACUUGAAGAUGUCGGGGAAAGUAUGAGCCCGGGAAUCGAUAUUGGACAGCUGGAGGGAUCUUUCAUUAUGGGACUAGGUUAUUAUCUAACGGAAGCCCUAGUCUAUGACCACUCCAAUGGUUCGCUAGUGAAUAACCGCACUUGGAAUUACAAGGUUCCAGGCGUGAAGGACAUUCCCAUGGAUUUUCGGGUGAAGUUUUUGAAAAGUAGUUCCAAUCCACAUGGAGUUUUGCAUUCUAAGGCUGUAGGAGAACCGUCAUUUAGCAUGACUCCUGUAUUGACUUAUGCAUUGAGAUAUGCGUUACGAUCGGCGCGACGAGAUGCAGAAUUGCCAGACGAAUGGAUUCCAAUUGGUUCAGGUACCACGCCGGAAAAGAUUUUUUCAAUGGCCUACAAAUCAUUCGAUCAGUAUAAACUGUACUGAAGAAAUUAUGGGUAAGAAGAUUUAAUCAUUUCGUGAUCUCAAAACUGAUAGCAAUG